GCAAUGAGUGCCAAGUUUAAACAGAAAAAAGGCUUUAAUAAGAGUCAUGGACCAACUUCUCGUAAAGAUUUGCGGAAACAGAUGCGCAAAGAGAAGAAAGCCAAAAAGAACGAAUAUUUUAAAAAGAAGAACAUAAAAGGUGUAAUUAAUGAAAAUAAAAAGCCAGGAAAACCCAAAUUUAAUUAUAAUCUUAACACGAAAUGUCCUCCCAAAAUUGUCGAAGACCACAAAAAAGUUGAAAAUGACCCAAAAGAUAAUAAAAUCCCCACAAAACCCCAGAAAAGUUUCAUUGACUUACAAAAUAAACUACACAAAGAAGAAAUGAGGGAAAAAUCGAAACUAGAAAGAGGAAUAAGAAAUCAGAGAAAAAAAAUGCUCAUGGAAGCCAAUAAAGAAGAGGACAAAGAAAUCAAAAGACUAGAGAAACAAUUAAAACUUAACAAGAGAAAGUCCAAGACUGUUCCAAAAUCAUUUGUCGAUGAAGGUUUGGAUUGGCUUCUAGAAGUGUGUGACACGGAGAAGCUGCGUGAGUCAGACAGUCUGCAGGCGAAUUUGCAGGACUCAGGGUCAGAGUUUGAAGAUGAUUUUGCUAUUGCAACAGGACAAGGAAAGAGGAAGUUGAAAAUUAAAGAAGAUUCUUCCAAAAGACAAAAGAAAACACCUGAUUCACAAGGUAAAAGCAGUAACGAAAGCGAUUCUGAUAACAAAUCACAAAGUGAGUAUUCUCUAAACGAUGACGAAAGUGAAGGAAAUUACGAUUUUGAACAAGAAGAAAGUGAUCAAAAUCUGAGUGAUAUAGAAAGUGAUGUAAAUCAGGAUGAGGAAGAAGGUAGUGCCAACGGAAGUCAAGACGAAGGUAGUGAAAACAAUGAGAGUGAUAGUGAACUCCAAGAUGAAUCAAACAGCGACGACAGUAAAGAUGAAUUUGAAACUGAUGAAGAAGAAAACAAUUGUAAUGAAGAUGAAGAAUCGGACAAUAAUAUAAAGACCAAUAACAGUAAAAGAGAACUUGAAAAUGGAAAGUGGGAAGACAUUUAUGGGAGACUUAGAGACGAAAAGGGAAAUGUUUUGCAGGUUCAAGAAAAACAAAAAUAUGUUCCACCUCAAUUGCGAGCCAAAGCACUCGGCCAGGACAAAAAAAAAGUGGAGGAACUCGCUCAACUGAAAAAGCAGCUGAAAGGUCUUGUCAAUCGCUUGGCAGAAUCAAACCUACACAGCAUAGCAAACCAGAUUGAUGAGCUGUAUAUGCGGAACAGUAGGAGCGACAUGAACGACUCCCUCCUCAGUCUUAUAUCUGAGGCUCUGAUAUUUCAUGUGUUGACUCCUGAGAGACUAGUGAUUGAACACAGUGCUCUCAUUGCAGUGCUCCAUGCUAAUGUGGGACUAGAAGUCGGAGCACAUUUCCUUCAGAGUUUUGUACAGAGGUUUGACUUGUUGUUCAAUCAAGGGCCAGAAGUUGAAGAUAAAGAAUUAGAUAAUAUUCUUCUCAUUAUUUCCCAUUUGUACAAUUUUAAGGUGUUCCAUGCUGUACUGAUGUACAAUAUCUUGGACAAGCUUGUGGAGAGAUUUGAAGAGAAGGAAGUUGAACUAAUCCUUCUGGUAUUGCGGUCUGUGGGGUUUAGUCUGCGCAAAGACGAUCCUUUGGCCCUCAAGGAUGUAGUCCUCAGACUGCAGAGGAAGGCUAACGACUCUGUCAAAUUCAAGGACAACCCAAGAGUAAAAUUUAUGCUAGACAUUUUGUUGGCUGUGAAAAACAAUAACAUGGCAAAAAUUCCACAAUAUGAUCCCAGCCAUAGUGAACACCUUAAGAAGCUUAUGAAGACCAUGAUUCACAAGGGAAAGUACAUUACUGAACUUAAAAUCACAUUGGAGGACCUAUUGAAAGCGGAAGAGAGAGGUCGUUGGUGGAUCGUAGGAUCUGCUUGGACAGGAGUGGAGUCCACCCCCACCCCUAACUCUGCCACCCCUGCCUCAGACAGUCAAUACAGCCAAACUGUGUUAGACUUGGCUCGUAAACAGAGGAUGAACACUGACACUAGACGCAACAUCUUCUGUAUCCUCGUCACUGCUGAGGACUACUUAGAUGCCUUUGAAAAGCUGCUUCGACUCGGAUUGAAAGCCCAGCAAGAACAAGAGAUUGUGCAUGUUAUGGUACAUUGUUUGAUGCAAGAGAAAACUUAUAAUCCUUACUACUCCCAUCUGGCUUCCCAGCUCUGUAAGGCGGACAGGAAACACCAGAUGACCAUCCAGUAUCAUGUUUGGGAUAAAUUGAAAGAACUCUCCAAACUCUCCCAAUCCAAAAUUGUAAACCUUGCAAAGUUUUUGGCACAUUUGUUUUUGGAAAAAGCUCUUCCAAUUUCAGUGUUAAAGGUGAUGCAGUUCUCAGAGAUGGACAAGUGUCACGUCCGAUUGUUACGACAAGUGUUGCUCUCCGUCUUGUUGAGUGACUUGCCAGAAACAGUCUCGGCUGUGUUUUCUCGUGUUUCUCGUCCAGAAAAGCUCCACAUGUUCCGAGAGAGUCUGCGUCUCUUUCUGCACCACUUUGUUCUCCGUAACGUCUCAGACUUGCCCACAGACCAGGCCACCUUGUUGAAAGAUCGGGUGAAACUCGCCGAGACAGCGUUAAUCCACAAUGAUGCCAAAGCAAAGUUUUUAUAACGGGAUGAGUUACUCACCAUUGAGCUGGCAAGCUAGUGGACCCCCGCUGUCCCCGCCGCAAGCGUCCACUCCCCCCGCCAAUGUCCCUGCACACACCAUGCUGUCCAGGAUACUCUGGUCUCUGCCCCCGUAGACAUCACUCUGUCUGCAAGUGUGCUGGUCCAGCACAGGCACAGAGGCUGCUUGUAACUCAUCUGAUAAACUCUCCAGAUCGUCUUCUGCAACAAAAUUUUUAUUUCAUGAAAUAUCAAGGUCCAUACAAUAGAAACUGAAUGACAAAAUGUUCGAUAACAAGGCAUUCUUGUUAACAAAAGUAAUUUUUAAAUACGCUUGAUAUUAUACCAUCCUUAACCCUCCGUCGGUCGCACCAAUUCUUUAGCACAACUGGUCGCACUAUAUCUCUCAGAUACAUUUUUCCUUGACAAUUUUUCCUUGAGUGCUUUAGACAUAUAUUUUCCCCCUAAUUUUUAUUUUACUUCAUAUAACAACUAUUGACCUAUAGAUUUAUACAGAUUUCACGUCCUCUAAGCAUUUCUCAAUUAGUAAAAACAGAUUUCAGACCACACACAUUCCUGUAUCCAAUAGAAACAGUGCGAACAUGCCCAUGUCAAAUUGAAUUGCGACCAGUGCCACUUCAAGUAAAAUUAAACUCAAAGUUUUCUUUGCUGGGUAAAAACAUUUUUAUUUAUUUAUAUAUUGAAUUACAUUACCUAAUUUUUACAUGAUAUUACACAGAUACAUCUCACAUAAAAACAAGAUCGGUUCCAUUUUUAUUUUGAGAUACGGUACAUCACAAAAUAAAAACAGGACAGGUCGCACUGUAUCUAUCAGAUACAACGGAGCAAACAAGGCAUGUGUGCACUGGACAACGCUAACAGGUGAGUGGGGGAGGGUAUGAAACAGCACACUGGCCAAGACCGGUUUUGGGACGAGGACACAAAAAUGGCGGGUAUUUUUCAUGUUGCGGUACAGUAUCUAAUAGAUUAGGUGCGACUGAUGGAGGGUUAGUCACUAAAGUUACCGCAAACCUCAUAAGAAGUCAACCUUGAUUACAAGUCUUAUUUGAUAAUCCCUAUGAGAGACUUAUUAUCGAGGUUCUAGGGUAUUUGUUAUCAAAAUUUGUAUUUGAAAAUUCCAAUGUUCAAAAAACAUGUUCUUAGUUUGGUUUACUGUAUAAAUACAUUUACUAUUUAAUUUUUUUAAAUAAGUACCGUUUGAGUGUAAAUAUAUCAAGUAGUAUAUGAUUGGAAUUGAUCUACACAUGACAUAAGAUCUAUUUUUCCAUCUAUUUUCCAUUAAUUGUGAAGCAUUGCAAAUAACAGAAUUUUUUACUGCUGGUAUUUACAUGAAAUUGUUUGUGCUGUAUUCUGUAAAAAUGUAAAUA
Macrosteles quadrilineatus (aster leafhopper) is the source of this 4042-nucleotide messenger RNA. RefSeq names its product nucleolar MIF4G domain-containing protein 1. Gene Ontology annotation, molecular function: RNA binding; protein binding. The transcript is spliced from 12 exons. The coding region runs from base 4 to 2658 and encodes 884 amino acids. Lineage: Eukaryota; Metazoa; Arthropoda; Insecta; Hemiptera; Cicadellidae. Gene Ontology annotation, cellular component: nucleolus. Gene Ontology annotation, biological process: ribosomal small subunit biogenesis. The record is from RefSeq and is a predicted model, not a curated record.